Ostreococcus tauri is the source of this 1002-nucleotide messenger RNA. Its product is annotated as Domain of unknown function DUF4057. The record is from RefSeq and is a predicted model, not a curated record. The transcript has a single exon. Lineage: Eukaryota; Viridiplantae; Chlorophyta; Mamiellophyceae; Mamiellales; Bathycoccaceae. The coding region runs from base 1 to 1002 and encodes 333 amino acids.
AUGGAUGAUUUUAGACGCGGGACGCGGACGAACGCCCCGCCGGGAGGGGCGUCGAGCGUGACGUUUGGGUCGGAUGGUAUCACGAGUGUGUGCGAGGAGGAGGUGCGGUGGAGACGGGCGAGCGCGGCGAAGUUGGCGGAACGCGCGGGGAGCGGGGGGAUCUUCGGCGAAGACGCUCGCGCGGACGCGGGCGCGGCGCGCGUCGAAGAGGAUGGACCGCGAACGCGGUGCGCGACGUGGGACGAUGUGAAAGUGAUGAUGAUUGCGGAUUUACGAACGCGGUGUCGUGAGCGUGGGAUCAAUCCAGCGGGGUCGAGGGAGGCGCUCGCGGAGCGCCUGUGGGAGGCGUUGUCGAACGGAGAGUGCGCGCUCGAGGUGGAGGAUAAGCCCAAGGGUGGAGUCUCGAGCGCGACGAUGAAUAACAAUUACACUCGGAGCUCGGGACAAAACGCGGGAAACUUUUUGACGGCCCGAGCGACGUCGAGAGUUCUGAGAGAUCCGGGCGGGGGGUCAUCGUUCAUCUUCGGCGGGGAAUCGCCGCCAAAGCGCUCGGGAAACGGUGAGGGCGAUCGCACUUCGCGCGGUGGAUCGCCUAAAGCGCAGGCGCGAGCGUCGCAUAUCGCCGCAAUGGCGGGGAGCGAUAUUUUUGGCGCACCCCAGAUGAGAAGCUCCAGGAUCUCCGCCGCCAAGCUGGCGGAGCAGCGGGGGAACAACGUCUUCGAUCAGACGCUCCCGCCGACCAAACCCAUCCCGGCGCAUCGUCAAGCUGCGUUGCGACAGAUUCAGGGCGUGGACAUCUUCGACCAAAACUUACCUCAGGUUCGAAGACAAAGGUGCGGUAAGUCGCAGACCCCGGGCGGAUCGUCGUCCAUUAACUUUGAGGGAAUGUUCCUCCCGGCGUCCGACGACGAGGGCGACGCGCCGGACGACGACGAGGACGAAGAACCGGACGAAGGCGAGACGAGAAACGUCCCCGUGGUCGAGGAACCUGAGGAAACGUAG